AUGUUAUUAGAAAGUUUCUCUAGCCUCAAGGGUCUCAGCCCUUCGCAGUAUAUCUUCGGUAUCCAAGCGAUCCCGCUCGUGGCCAGUGGGGUUUACACCUUGUUCUGGCCAUCAGCCGCCGCGGCCCUCCCAAACUCCCCACUUAAGGAUAUCAGCAACGGCACGAUACAAGCAAUCAGACUCCUGGCUGCUUUCGUGUUUUAUCGAGCUGGUGGGGGAUGGUGCGACGUUGCUCCUUUCGAGGGUGUUAUGGGCCUUCUUACGGCCGGGGGUAUUUAUUGGGAUUGGAUUGGGCCCAACCGUGUGAAUUGA
This is a messenger RNA of Penicillium waksmanii, 312 nucleotides long. RefSeq lists its product as uncharacterized. The coding region runs from base 1 to 312 and encodes 103 amino acids. The transcript is spliced from 2 exons. Lineage: Eukaryota; Fungi; Ascomycota; Eurotiomycetes; Eurotiales; Aspergillaceae. The record is from RefSeq and is a predicted model, not a curated record.